UGAUGAGAAUACAAGAAAUGAUAAAAUAAUUAAAGAUGUUUGGGAUUUAAAAAGUUAAAGCAAUUCAAGUAAAUUAUUAUAUAAUUAGAGAGACCAAGGUAAAUUGAUGAUCAUUUAAUGAGAAUGGAUCAAUCUUAGCCAGAAUUUAAGUCUAAACGAAUUAAUUUAAUUAAUAAUAUAAAAGACCCUUAAAUGAAAUUGCUUUUAAUUUAUAACAUAUCAAACGCUCUUGAAUCAACUUCUUAAACGAAGAGCUGGACAAGUAUAGAGGAAACUCAUCUCUGGAAUUAUGAGAAUUGACGUUUUUGAUUAUGAAUAGAUUAUAUUUGAAUUUUGUUUCAUGAGUUCAUUAGAAAACAAAAAAGUGAUGUAAAUGAAGAUCAUUUACAUAAAGGGAGCAGGAUUUAAGAUGAGAAUUUUGAAGUCAAUAAAUUUUAUUAAAAAUAUAUAAUUGAUGUUUAGACA
This is a messenger RNA of Paramecium octaurelia, 465 nucleotides long. NCBI's taxonomy places the organism in Eukaryota, Ciliophora, Oligohymenophorea, Peniculida, Parameciidae. The record is from the annotation of a GenBank genome assembly.